Messenger RNA from Oppia nitens, 668 nucleotides. RefSeq lists its product as uncharacterized. Bases 1 to 639 code for a protein of 212 amino acids. The transcript is spliced from 3 exons. NCBI's taxonomy places the organism in Eukaryota, Metazoa, Arthropoda, Arachnida, Sarcoptiformes, Oppiidae. The record is from RefSeq and is a predicted model, not a curated record.
AUGUUUAAUAAAAUAAUUUUAUCACUAGUGCUAUUAGCUAGCAUAUGCCAGCUAAAUGUUUAUGCUAAUAGUGCAGCUGCAUUAUUAAAUGUCGAUUUAAACAGCAAUUAUGUGGCAAACAAUCAGGGCUCUGAAGCACCGCCGACUGAAGGACCUACUGGUGCCCCAACUGGUGUUCCGACAGAAGGACCUACCGGUGGCCCAACUAUCGGUCCGACUGAAGGACCUACUGGUGCUCCGACUGGUGAAACACUUGAACAACACAUAUUGGACGCCUUGAGUCAGGCGCGCAAUUCAAACUACCAGCUCAUCCGAGUUAACGGUUUGCUACCGUUCCAGUCUAUCAGACAAAUCAAUCAAAUUGUACAGACAUUCCGUCGGGUGACCGCCAAUUUCAAUGGCCAACCCUGUCUGAGCCGUACACCGGCCAAUGCUGGCCGCAAUACUCAGGACAACUGUUACGCUGUUAUUGCCGACGCCAUACUCCAGGCCAACAUUGUACCCGGCUAUUUGAUUGCUGUCGGUGAACGAGGCUAUAUGGCCACCGAUUACUGGCUAAAUCGCGAACAGUCUGUCGAGUUUUUUAUGGGACCACUGUUUUUCGGUCUCUAUAAAGAGCGCCCGACUAUUUUUGGUUAAUUUUUUUUCAAUUUUUGUUGAAAAAUAAA